CGCGUCGCGUCGGAGUCAGCCAACCACCGGCGGCGGCGGCGACUACCUCGCGCACGGCGGACGGCGGCGAGCGGCGAUCUGCCUCCGCCGCGCUCGUGCCUCGUCCCGCCGUGUAACCAAGGCUCGUCUACUUGAAGCGAACCCUCACCUCCCAUCCUGUGAAACCUGAAGUUUCUAGCCAAGGUUUUUGAGCUCAGUAGUAUUAUUGGGAGGAAGGGUACACUAUUUUGCAUUCUUGAAGUUCACUGACCAUCAUUUGAGAAUGGACUCACGAUCACCGAAAAUUCCACGGAGAAGUCCUGAUGAUUCCAAGGAUAAGGACUCCGACAGGAACAGGGGAAGAGAUGAAAAGAAUGAUUGGGACUCAUCAAGAACAUAUGGUUCUGAGACUGAUUGCAAGGAGGAAAGGUGUGAUACCAAUAAGAGGAAGGGUUCUGCCAUGGGGGAGGAUGUUGGUGAUGAUAGCAGAUCAGUGGAUAGAAGUCAUGAAACUGAAGUGCAUGUGUUUAAUGAUAAGCAGGAUAAAGCUGUAGAGAUAAAAAACAUUUUGCAUGAUGGAGUUGGACAGAGUGACUAUGGUCAACGCCAACUAGGCUUGGACAAUGAAAGAAGAAAUGGUACAGUAGAUAAAUCAAGAGUGGAUGCCCACAUAGAUGACAAAUUGGGCAGCGGGAGGGACAGAAACUGGACUGGCAAAACACAGGAGCCUGAAGGAUCUGUGGACUAUUUGAGGAGUUGUAAAUCGCAAGAUUCUAAAGAGGCAAGUGACUCGGAAUGGAAGAAUGCACAGGAAAGACAGGAUGGUGGGGGUUUCCAUGGGCGAGUUGGUUACCGGCGAGAUUUUAGGGGUAGAUCUGAAAGUACUAGAGGUUCUUCAACCUAUGGAAGUCGGUAUGACACUUCUGAUUCGAUAGAGAUUCGACCAAAUAAUAGUCUUGAUUUUGGACGAGAGGGCUCUGUUUCUGGAAGAUAUGACGUGGGAGUGGGAGCUCAUCGAGAUGUAACAUAUGGAACAAACGGUGAUAAAGUCACCAAUUCUGAACCAGAUCAAAGUGGCAGUGCCAGCAUGAUUUCUCAAUUUCCUCAACAUGGUCAUAAAGGUGAUAGACCCUCCAGAGGAGGAAGGGGUAGACCAAAUGGCAGGGAUUCUCAAAGAGUUGGAGUCACAUUACCAAUUAUGCCCCCUCCUUUUGGUCCUCUUGGUCUGCCACCGGGACCAAUGCAACAUAUUGGGCCAAAUAUUCCCCACUCUCCAGGCCAUCCUCUUCUACCUGGUGUUUUUGUGCCGCCAUUUCCUGGGGGCCCUCUUUUGUGGCCUGGGGCUCGAGGUGUUGAUGUGAAUAUGCUUUCUGUUCCACCCAACCUUCCCAUCCCUCCUCCAGUUGCUGGUGAACAUAGUUUCACUCCAGGUAUGGGAGCUGGACCUAAUAUUCACUUAAACCAAUUUGGCUCCGGAAUAGGUGCUCCAACAAAUAUGUCUGGAUUGAGUUUCCAUCAAUUGGGCACUCAAAGCCGUGAAAUGGUACAUGGCAAACCUCCCGUUGGUGGUGGUUGGACACCAAAUAGAAACAGUGGACCAACCAGAAAAGCUCCUUCAAGAGGUGAACAGAAUGAUUACUCACAGAACUUUGUGGACACUGGCAUGCGGCCUCAAAAUUUCAUUAGAGAAUUGGAUCUUACAAGCGUAGCAGAGGACUAUCCAAAACUGAGAGAACUCAUACAGAGGAAAGAUGAAAUUGUUGCCAAGUCUGCUUCACCACCAAUGUAUUAUAAGUGUGAUCUGCGGCAACAUGUUCUUUCUCCAGAAUUUUUUGGUACGAAGUUUGAUGUUAUUCUUGUGGAUCCCCCAUGGGAGGAAUAUGUUCACCGGGCACCAGGAAUCACAGAUCACAUAGAGUACUGGAACGGUGAGGAGAUUAUGAAUUUAAAGAUUGAGGCUAUAGCAGACACUCCAUCGUUUGUCUUCCUCUGGGUCGGUGAUGGUGUAGGUCUUGAACAGGGCCGUCAGUGUUUAAAGAAGUGGGGAUUUCGAAGAUGUGAGGAUGUUUGCUGGGUGAAAACCAACAAGAAAAGUGCAACACCCAGUCUGCGGCAUGACUCUCAUACAAUACUGCAACACUCAAAGGAGCAUUGCUUGAUGGGUAUAAAAGGAACAGUGCGACGUAGCACUGAUGGACAUGUCAUCCAUGCGAAUAUUGACACAGAUAUAAUAAUAGCCGAUGAACCAACCGAUGGCUCAACUAAAAAGCCUGAAGACAUGUACAGGAUAAUUGAGCAUUUUGCUCUUGGAAAGAGGCGCCUUGAACUCUUUGGAGAGGAUCAUAAUAUUCGUCCGGGUUGGCUUACUCUUGGGAAAGGUUUAUCGUAUUCCAACUUCAACAAGGAGGCAUAUGUUAAGAACUUUGCAGACAAGGAUGGUAAAGUAUGGCAGGGUGGAAGAAAUCCUCCUCCUGAGGCUCCUCACCUAGUUGUGACAACACCUGAGAUUGAAGGCCUCAGGCCGAAGUCACCCCCACAUAAGUAAGGGCAGAGCCAAUGGGCUAAGACAAGUGACCUGAUAGAGAAUCCCCAAAGAGAUCAGUUACCGUGAUUGGUUCGAAGGGUGCAAUGCUGGCUAAUUUUUUUGCAACUUUAGAUUUAAUGCCUCACGUUGCCUCUUGUUUAACCGAGGUCGUGUAGAUUUUCAGUCUCGCAGAAUGAAUGCUUUGCCGUGGUACGGCUCGAACAAGAUGGUUCAGCUUACAGCAAUUUGACAGCUCUAUUUCAAAGAAAAUCAUUCAGUAUUUGCCUUGUUGGUACAUCGGUCACAUAUAAAGUCACUUUUAUCAUUGA
This is a messenger RNA of Oryza sativa Japonica Group (Japanese rice), 2832 nucleotides long. RefSeq names its product N6-adenosine-methyltransferase non-catalytic subunit MTB. Gene Ontology annotation, molecular function: methyltransferase activity; mRNA binding. Gene Ontology annotation, cellular component: nucleus; RNA N6-methyladenosine methyltransferase complex. Lineage: Eukaryota; Viridiplantae; Streptophyta; Magnoliopsida; Poales; Poaceae. The record is from RefSeq and is a predicted model, not a curated record.